Porites evermanni is the source of this 2528-nucleotide messenger RNA. The record is from the annotation of a GenBank genome assembly. NCBI's taxonomy places the organism in Eukaryota, Metazoa, Cnidaria, Anthozoa, Scleractinia, Poritidae.
UGUGACAGUAACGCUCCCAUCGGAAUUUCCGACCCAUCAAUAAUUUCUGACGGUCAGAUGAACGCCUCUUCCCAACAUGAUUCACCUCGUUACAAACCCUACUACGGUAGACUCCACGACAAAAGGGGUGAUGGUUGGUGUCCUAGUCCAACUGCCAAGGGUAACGACUCGCUACAGAUUGAUCUUCGAGACACGUUUGUAGUAUGUGCUGUCGCCACACAGGGGAAUAGAGAUGGCAAAACAUUGACUACAGCCUUUAAGCUGUCCUAUUCGUCUGAUGGAAAGAACUGGACAUUUUACAAGUAUGGCGAUUGUUCUGAAAAGGUAAGUUAUUGUUUGCCCUUGCGCUCUCAUUCCCCACGAAGCCCCUCACUCCUUACGUCACGUGUGGCACGCAUGAGUGUAUUUAUUUUCUUGGUAGUCGCAGUUACCUAGUAUAACAAAGCGUAAACAGGCAAUAUGAGUUACACUGAUUAGAAUCGGCUUAUUAAUCGUCGGUGAAAAAAAGUUUACCGUUGGCAAAUCGCAGCCUUUUUCUCUUGUAAAUAACAGCGAACUACAGACAUAACAACGCUGGAUUCAAUAAGCUGCUUGAAAUCCUCGUCCCUGAAACUCCGCUGAAACGAGAACGGUCACUUAAAAUUCAGCGAGCAAGGGGAAUGCGAGAUACGUACUUCUAGUUAAUAUAGAAAAAAUCUUCCAUAAUACGUUACGGUUCAGUGAUUUUAGGUAGCAUGCAAGUUGACGCUGAUUACUCCUACAAAAUAAGUCAGCCAAUGAACACGUUUGAAAUUUCAGUCAGCCAAUCAAAACUUACAUCUUCGACCUAAAAAAUAACUAAAAACGUGUCAGACCGGUUGAACUAGGCACGACAUAGAGAUAGAACAUGACUAACCGUUACUCGUACUGGUACCCACAUAACACAUCACCGCAGCAACAUCAACAGGGAAUGGGUUGCUUAAGAGCAUGCAACACAACAGCCGAUCCAUCAUAGGUAUCACAGCGGACCGCGGAGGGAACAGACUCAAGCAUGAAUAGUGAGGAUCAAAGCCCACAGACCAUUAAUAAUAAAUUAACCAACAUUCAUCGUGCUUCAGUAACCCCGAAAUCAUCACCAGAUGAAGCGGUCGAAACGUCGCGAUCAACAACAAAGCGACUAUCACGAUACGAACGAUCAUUACAUGUGUGUAUAGGAUAUUAGCUGUCUCAGUCCGGAUACAAAGUUGUCAGACAUAAAUCUUGUCCCAGCCUGAUCUUGUCCGUUCUUUUUAAGUCUGGACGACGAUUGUUUAAAGUUGAAAUUUGACGAUCUACGGUGACGUACUCUGCCCAGGACUCCGCAUCCACGUCCUCCGUAGUAGAGGUUGCCGUAGCGGUUUGCUUUAAGUCCCUAAUGUUUGUAUGCUAGUGCAGAAAAACUCCAAGACGCCAAGCAAAUACAAAACUAAGAACACUUUACCUGUAAUGCUUACGGUUUCGAAUCUUACACCUGAUUGACGUUUUCCUCGAAGACAUGACAUUCAAGAAUUACAGUCAACUCUUUCUACACGACGGUCAUUAUAGGGACCGGCACUAAGUUUGCAUCUUAGGCAGAUCUAGGCAGGUGGCCGUCAUUUGGCAGGAGCCCAGGGCCGGAGCGAGCAACUCCCAUUCUAGGCCUAUGUCACGGCGUUUUUACGGACCAGUUUAUUUUUAGACACAUUUUAGGAUACUUUUUCCCGCGAAAAUAGAAUUUCCAUCAAGUCUAUGAGCGCAUUCGAAGUGUAAGAUAUCAAAAAGGAAAACUAAAUGCUAUUAAAAGGCAAAAAAUAUCAUUUUUAGGUCUGUAGGUUUGUGGAAUUCAAAAGAUAUUCAAAAUUCGCGCCAAAGCGUUCUAAAAAAUAAAGAACCUCCCAAGCUGAAAUUAUGUUUAGAACGCUUUGGCAUGAAUUUUGAAUAUCUUUUAAAUUCCACAAACCUACAGACCUAUGAUAUCUUAUACUACGAAUGCGCUCUUAGACAUGGUGGAAAUUCUAUUUUCGCGGAAAAAGUGUCCUAAAAUGUGUCUAAAAAUAAACUGGUCCGUCAAAACGCCGUAACACGAGCUCAUGGAAGUUGCUCGCUCUGGGUUAUGGGCUCCUGCAUAAGGAAAAUCUAAUCAGGAAAGGAACGAGAAACGGUUUGAUCAAAACUUUUACUUUUCGUUGAAUGGAGGUAACCGUCUUAUGGAGGUGUCUUUUCGGAGAGAGUUGACGGCAUUUCUAGUGUUUUCGACAAGGCUAGGUCAUGUCGGAUCGACAGUAAUCGCAAUUACAUCAAAUAGGUGUUAGACUAUUAUUAUCAUUGCACUUGUCAAUAACCCCCAUAUUAAAUAAAAUAACUAUGAUUGUUUUUUGAAGGAAUUUCAAAGGAAAGGUAGCAGCGAUGAUGUUGACAAAUACAUUUUGCCAGUGCAAAUUCGUGUAAGAUUUAUCCGUUUCCAUCCUACAAAUCGUCAUAACCGGAGCUGCCUCAGGGUAGAAGUAUUUGGGACAAGAGGUAUGUUAUGA